AUGUUGAAAGCAAGACACGUGGACUCCUUCAAGAGUGAUGGGAUUUCAGCUUUGCUCCCCAUUGCGCAAGCUCAGAAAUUGGUUAUCGCCAAGAAAGAUGGAAGUGUCGAGGUUUAUUCAAAUGAGAAUUCAAGAUUUAAACUGUUUCAAGUAUAUCCAAAUCUAUUGAAAACUUCACAGCCUAAUGAUUAUAAUAUUCAAGAACUGUAUUAUUCAGAUGACCUGUCAACCAUCUUCGCUCAAUGUAAGAAUACCCUGGUCCUUUUAAAUAGCACCAACUUGCAUCAUUAUGAUCAAAUAUAUGAUAAGAGAGGAAUAAGGCGAUGUUGGAUCUUUGAAUCUAAUACCACCCACUCUGGAUCACAAACAUUGUUAUUGUACACCAUUGGUGAUGAUUCAAAGAUACGUCUUUUAAUCUGGGAAGACAGACAUUAUAAAAAAAUGAUAGAAGUAUCCUUGCCAAAAUCAAGGGAAAAAAUCACAUCUGUCGAAUUAUACCAAUCAAAAAUUAUCUUGACAACAACUCAGGGCAUUUAUCAAUGGUCAUAUCUUACAAAUCCCAUGAUAAUAAGAAUAGAUAAGAUCGUCAAGAGAAAGAAUCCCAAAGAUUUGAUAUCUGCACUUGAUGAAUUAAAGGCAAAAACUAUCAAAUACGAAAAUGUCUUGGAUCAGUUGACAUAUAGUAAUCGAAGUAAUGAUAAUGAUGGUAACACUUCCAUUUAUUCAACAGGGGUCAUCUCCAAGAAGUCAAGCAUGUCUUCAUUUUGGAAGCGAAGAGUUUCAACUCGUGAUGAAUCCCUAGAUUCAGUUCGAUACUUAUUUUCAACCACCAAUGUAAAUGAUUCCUUAAUGCUUAUUGAUGGUAAGACUAAAAAUUUAUUUCAAGUUAAAUUAAAUGAAGGUUCGAAACCAUCACAUUUGGUACUGGCAACAGAUCAACAUUUCUUUAAUUGGAAUAUGCAAUUCUCAAACUUACGCUAUUUUUCUAAUAACAUCAUUCUGGCGUAUAAUUCUCAAACAUUAAGAUUUAUAGAUUUUAAUUAUGGUUUCACCUUUUUGGAAACUGAUAUUAAAGAAGGCAUCGUAUGUGUUGAAAGAGUGUCCUCAACUCAUUUCAUCGUUUGGACAAGGGAUGACCAAAUUCAAAUAUACCAUUUCCAAGUUGAUGAUGCUAAUGAUACUAUUGGUAUUUCUCAGGACUCGAGUUCAAUAUGUGAUACCGAAAAUAAUGAUUUCCACGAUUUAUGGAGAAAAGUUUUAUUCUAUGAAUUUUUCUUGGACUCACCCGAUGCUAUUGGAUUAUGUUCAUCAGAUAAUCCAGAAGAAUCAUUAGAUAUUUGUGCCAUGAAAUUACGAGACUUAAAGGUCAUGUGGUGUUUAGCCGUCUUUGAUAGAUUUCAAAAGUAUAUGACUAUACUGUUUCAUUUUGAAAAGGGAUUUCCUGAUCCCCGUGACGAAUUUUUACAAAAUUAUAUCAUAAAGGUAAUAUUUGAUAUAUUUACAGAGUUUUGGGCACCUCCGCAACUAGUCAUAUUGAAGACCUUCCCAAUCAAAAUUGCCAAAUUAGUAAAUGAUAUAACAGGCCAAAAGCAUACAUGUUUCUUAGAAAAAAAUCCAUCAACUGAAUACUCCAUACCGGCGGACAUGGUAAGAAAGUGGUGUUUACCCUAUCUGAUCGAUAUACGAAGACAUAUAAAAAACUUACAAAUCAAAAGUGAAAAUUCUGAAACUUUAUUAUGGAAAAGUCAUGGGAGAACCAUAAAGCAAAAUUUGGAGGCCUUUCUGGUAGAUGAUCACGGAAGUAUAGAUAUUGAUGGAAUGUUAACGUUGUUGGAUACAGUUCUCUUUAAUGUCUACCUUUUCUACUCUCCCUUGAUGGUUGGACCUUUCAUUCGUGUUGCUAAUAGUUGUGACUAUAACACGGUAUUUAAAGAACUUAAGAGCCGUAGGCUAUACCAAGAACUUUUGGAUUUUUCAUAUAUGCGUGGAGAGCAUGAAAAUUCUUUGAAGUUUUUGAGCACUCUUAUAAAUGACACCAGUGUAUCAGCAUCAGUCCCGGAUAUUAAAGAAAAUGUCAAACUUUUAAUGGUUGUUUACUUAAAGAAGCUUUCUAAUAAAGACUUGAAAAUAAUAUUUUCUUAUACUGACUGGUUGAUUAACCAAUACCCUGACUCAAAGGAAGGUAUCCUUCUUUCAAUUUUUUGCAACGAUUCUGAAAACUGUGUAAAAAGGAACCAUGUUAAAAUUUAUGAAUAUAUUAAAUCACAGGAUGAGGCAAUUUCUAUCCAAUAUUUGGAAUUUGUUAUUGGUGUAUUUGGAUGUGAUGAUACUGACCUGUACGCCAUUUUAAUAAAUGAAUACCUGGACAAUUUGAAAAUCUCAUCUAUGAAAUCCAAACUCAAGGCAAUUUUGGAAACUACAUUUUCUUACGAACCAUCCACUAUUUUAAGCCUAUUAGAUGACCAUAUUUCAUCCAUUGAAAAUAAUGUUGAGAAAAUGGAUGCUCAUAUGAGAAACCAGCUUAAUUUCAUUAAAUUCUUGAAAACGUAUCCAUUAGAAAGGCUUCAACAGCAUGAAGAUUCUAUUGAAAUUUUGUAUGGGGAUCUCUCUGAUUAUAAAUUAGCGUCGGAGUACUGUUCUCGUGUUUUUGCACGAGAUCCAGCUAUUGGAGCCAAUGUUUUAAUGGUCUUAUUAGGUAAGCUGGUAAAACAAUCUGGUACUGAAAAGGGUAAGUUUCAUUUAAUUCAAUUCUUACAAGAGAAUAGUACAAGAAUUGGCCUAAUUGAGGUUUUUAAGAUAUUACCUAAUUCAUUCUGCUUAAAGGAUUUAGGACCAUCAUUGUUACAAACUAUUAGAGACCUCUCGAUUAAAAAAGAUGAAGUUAGAAUAACCAAAAGUCUUUUGCAAGUCGAAGUGGUUGAUAAUAAUUAUAAAAUGUGGCAAAAGUUAUCAGAUUAUAUGACCUUAGAUGAAAAUUAUACCUGCAGUAUUUGUAAGAAAACCUUUUCAGCAUAUAUGACAGAUGAGAUUCUUUGGUUUAACAAUGGGGGAAGAUCGAUGUAUGUUCAUUCAAACUGUGGAAAAGCUCUGGAAUCCCGGAUUAAAAUGAAAAGGAGCAGUUCAGGACCUAGAAAUUGA
Messenger RNA from Naumovozyma castellii, 3138 nucleotides. It is a transcript of the gene VAM6, whose product is annotated as Vam6p. NCBI's taxonomy places the organism in Eukaryota, Fungi, Ascomycota, Saccharomycetes, Saccharomycetales, Saccharomycetaceae. The transcript has a single exon. The record is from RefSeq and is a predicted model, not a curated record. Bases 1 to 3138 code for a protein of 1045 amino acids.